Molecule: messenger RNA, 1440 nt
Organism: Candoia aspera
Lineage: Eukaryota; Metazoa; Chordata; Lepidosauria; Squamata; Candoiidae
Gene: OLFML1
Product: olfactomedin like 1
Exons: 3
Coding region: 141-1337 (398 amino acids)
Biological process (GO): signal transduction
Source: RefSeq, a predicted model, not a curated record
CCAUUUUAAAUAAUUCAGACUUUGCAUGCAGAUUGUCUCUUUAUGUGUGCACAUACACAUCACUGUGCUAGAUAGAUAUUACUAUGGUUGUUAGCUUUGGAGUGUUGUCUUUCAAUUAUUUUUGAAGAUUUAAUGAAACAAUGGCAGCAACACAGCUUGGAUUCUUGCUUGUUUCAUUUUUUACAUGCUUCAGAAUAGAAGCACAAUAUGUCAUGCAAGAUCUUGAACUGGUGCAUUAUAUAGAUCGCCGAAUUAUCUCAAUGGAGAACCGACUGAACAAAUGCAAUCAAGAUAUAGCAGAUUAUGUGGAAGAAUUCCGGGAAUUUUCAAAGAAGCUGAUGUCACGUCUAGAAGGACUCAGUGUUUUAAAGAAUGAGCUAAAAAAUGAUGUAAACCAUUUGCUAACAAGAGUGGAAAGAGCUCAGAGAGAGAUUGACUACUUUGAAUCUGCAAAGGAGUCCCCCAGCCCAUGCAUGGACAUUGAUGAAGACCUUUUGGAGCAGCAGUUAACCGAAGAACGAGAGUCUAAAAAGAAAGUCAAGCUCAUGCUGAAUGCAAGUUGCAACUACAUGAUUACAGGCUUCAAAUCACUAAAAAUAGUCAAAAAGUCUGGAGACACAAAUGGCUCAUGGUUGAAAGACCCUGGCAAGAAUUACCAAAAGAUUUACUUCUUAACUGGAACGAAGAAUAAAAUUGUUAUGGAAUUUGCAAAUAUUCAGUCUUUUGCUGAAAGUGGUAAGAAACAUCUGGCUCGCAGAGUUGCACUACCAUUUCCCUGGCAAGGAACAGGCCAUGCUAUAUAUAAUGGCUUUCUGUUUUAUCAUCGAUAUGGCUCCUUAAAUGAGAUAAUUAAGUUUGAUAUUCAGAACAGAAGUGCCACUGAUCGGAUGCUGUUGUCGGGUGCUGGAGAGAUACCUGUCUAUGAACUUCACCCUUCUACUAAAAUAGACUUAGCUGUGGAUGAACUAGGAUUAUGGGCAAUCCAUGCAGAACCAGAUACUGCUAGAAAGCUUGUGAUUACUAAAAUCAACCAUGAAACUAUGACUGCGGAAUAUACAUGGGAUACAUCCUGCAGAAGCCAGAAUGCAGAAGCUGCUUUCAUGAUGUGUGGUGCCCUCUAUGUUGUAUACAAUUCACCAGGGGGUGGUGCCUCUCAAAUAGAGUGUAUUUAUGACACCUUAGAUGUCAUCAGUCCAUAUGAAAACCCACUGCUUCGUUUCCCCAAACGUCAGUCAAGUCACGCUAUGGUUCAUUAUUAUCACAGGGACAAGCAGCUCUUUGCCUGGGACAAUGGCUCCCAGGUCAUUUACAAGCUCCUGACAAGACAAAAACGUUAAAAUAGAACAGACUGUCCUCCACCCCAACCUAAAUAUUUGCAGUGGGUUUCAGGCAUUAACAGAUUUCUCCUCCUUCUCCUUCUCCUUCUCCUUCUCCUUCUCU